Molecule: messenger RNA, 852 nt
Organism: Rotaria sp. Silwood1
Lineage: Eukaryota; Metazoa; Rotifera; Eurotatoria; Philodinida; Philodinidae
Source: the annotation of a GenBank genome assembly
AUGGCUUGGAAUAAUCAAGAAAUAAAAGAAAAUAUGCAAACUACAAGAAAAAAUAUAGAAUGGUUUGCUGUAGGAGAUGAUGAUACUGUUUGGUUCGUCAACAAUCUAUUACAUACACUUCAACCAUAUAACUCAUCAAAAUUGAUGUAUAUAGGAGAUAUUUCUGAUAGAAAAUCACAAGUUAAAUAUCAUGGUGCUUAUUAUGCUUAUGGUGGUGGAGGUGUUUUGUUAAGUCGACCAUUAACAAUAUUAUUCGCACAACAUACUCAAGAAUGUAAACGAUUUCUUAAUCUAUAUGGCGGAGAUGAAAUGAUUGGUAAAUGUAUUACUGAAGUGUUAAAAGUAAACUUGACAAGGAAUAAAAACUUUCAUCAAAUGGAUUCUAGUGGUGACUUGACUGGUUAUUUAGAAAGUGGUAUAGAUGGACUCGUAUCUUUACAUCAUAUGUUCUCACUGUGGAAACCAUUUCCUAAUGACCAUACAAAUAACAUCAAUGAAACAACUAAUCUUCUACAACUCGCCUAUAUUAUAUUUGAUAGAAAUUUUUUGAAGAGAUUUGUACGAGUUAAUUACAAAACUAGUCAAACUUUAUUAUUAACAAUGGGUUAUUCAUUUACUUUAUUCAAUCGAAUAUUAUCUCAUACAGAUCUAGCUCAAGUUGAAAAUACAUGGUCCGGUGGUGAAAUGGCAACAAGAGAAACUAGACCAAAAGAAAAUAAUAAAACUACUUGGUAUUUUCGAAAAUUAACCAUUGAAAAGCUUGAUGGAGCAAACGGAUAUGGAAUAAUUCACGAAAAUAAGAAAGAAAUGUGUGGUUAUUCUCUAAACACACAAGUAAUACUAAUGAAUUAA